This is a messenger RNA of Melanotaenia boesemani (Boeseman's rainbowfish), 1407 nucleotides long. RefSeq lists its product as uncharacterized. Lineage: Eukaryota; Metazoa; Chordata; Actinopteri; Atheriniformes; Melanotaeniidae. Bases 1 to 1407 code for a protein of 468 amino acids. The record is from RefSeq and is a predicted model, not a curated record. The transcript has 4 exons.
AUGGCUAAAAUGCAGUUCUCAGGAACUUACCUCAGAGCUGGAGACUGUGCAAGUAAGCUAGCGCAGACAACUUUCCCAGACUCUGACAUUGCCAAGAAGAUGGCCUGUGGUCGGACAAAGGCAGCAGCAAUCGUGACUGACGUGCUUGCCCCUGCUUCUGUUGAAACUUGUUUAAAAGUUCUGAAGAACCCAUUGAUGAAGCCAGCAUUGGAGGGAACAACCAAAGUCCACAAGCCUUUCUUCUCAGUGGCUUCAGAUGCUUCCAAUCAUGGCUCCACAAAACUCUUCCCACUGUGUGUGCGAUACUGGACACCAGACUUGGGUGUACAAACAAAGGUCCUUGAUUUCUAUGAUGACAGUUGUGAAACAGCUGCUGCUAUCUACAACCAGAUAACCUCCAAGUUGAAGGAAAAUGGCCUGGGACUUGACAUGAUCUCUGCGUACACUGCUGACAACGCCAGUGUGAAUUAUGGAAGAAAUAACUCCGUUUUCCAGAAACUGAAAGAGAAAAAUGGUGACAUUUUGAAGGCUAAUUGUGUGGCGCACAUAGUCCACAACAGCGCAAAACAUGCAGGGGAUCGUUUGAACAUUGACAUUGAAAUGGUGGUAAGCAAAAUAUACAGUCACUUUGCCUCAUCCGCCAAACGCACUGAAGAACUGAAAUCAGUGUUCAACUUUGUGGCGGAAGACUACCAGUCCAUACAACGACACGUUCCCACAAGAUGGUUAAGCCUGUGGCCAGCAGUAAACCGACUGCACAGCAGCUGGCCAGCUAUCAAGAGCUACUUUCUCUCAUUGGGAGAGGAACAGUGCCCAAAAUCCCUAUGGCAGCUGUUCAAGGAUGACCAAGAUGGUGAGGGCAACCCCCUUGAGCUGCAGGUUUACCUGUCCUUCCUCAACAAUGCUCUGAAAAUCUUUCAUGACAUUGUGCUGCUUCUGGAGCGAGAGGACGCCACCGUCUGUGAGCUCUAUGAUAUGAUGUUCACUCUGAAAACUAAGCUUCAGCAACGACAGAUAGAUGGCUUCUUUGGUGUAGAGACGGAUGCACUCCUCCAAGUGUUUCCCAACCAACAGGCAGCUGCUGUCAAACAUGACAUGUGCAACUUCUAUCAAGUCUCCCUUGCCUACCUGGAUCAGCGCUAUGAUUUCACAGACAGCAGCUACCAGAAAAAGUUAGCUAGCUUGGCAUUACUGAAGAGCCCAUUCACCUUCUCCCAGCUCUGUGAUGCUGUCACUGUCCUGCACCUUGGGAAGAAGUUGGACAUGGAUGCUCUCUAUGACGAGCAUUGUGUUGUUCUGCCACGGCAACAGGCUGUCAUAGAAUCAGGAGCUCCAGUUGUUGAGAAGUGGGCUGCCCUACUCAAGCAAACAGACACACCAAACCUCAUUUGCUUCUUUCCUCUUUAG